Molecule: messenger RNA, 2055 nt
Organism: Rotaria sp. Silwood1
Lineage: Eukaryota; Metazoa; Rotifera; Eurotatoria; Philodinida; Philodinidae
Source: the annotation of a GenBank genome assembly
AUGGGUUUAAAAUAUUAUUCCAAAGAAAUCGAUAAUUCUAAAAAUUUCUUGCCAUUUUCAUUAAAUACUGACAUACCAUCCUAUGCAAAUACUUCAAUUUCGUAUCAUAAAAAUUAUCAAUGUCCUUCUUCAUUAUCAUCAUCAUCAUCAAAAAUGUCUAUGAUUAAUACACACCCGUAUACUUCUAUUCAAAAUCAUAAUGAUAUUAAUUAUUCAACACAAACUUCAUAUUAUUUUCGAAAUAAUACUUAUGCUAAUAUUUCUAAAUCACAAGUUAAAUCAACAUAUAUAUCAAAUGAAACAAUAUUAAAAAAUCUAACAUCAAUGACAAGUCUAUCUAAUACAGAUAUAGAAAUCGAAUCACAAAUAUUAGAUAAAAAUAAUCAAAUUUAUCAAAAUCUUAAAUUAUGUCCAAAACAAUUAUCAUCUAAAAUUCCUUUCAAAUAUAAUAAAUUAUUAUUACAUCAAAAAUCAUCAAUAGAUAAUAUUAAUCCAUAUUCAUCUUCACAUAACUAUAUGAAUUUACAACAACAAUCAAUUAUUCCAAUAGAUAAAAUAUUAUUAAAAAAAAAUGAUUAUUCAUCAAUAUAUUCAAUAGAAAAUGAAGAUAGUGACAUUGAAAUAAAUUCAAAUCCUAAUACUACAAAAAUUGUUAAAAAACUUGAAGUCAAUUUGGCCCCAAGUUGUUGUGAUAAACGUGUUUUAUAUCGUACAAAGAUGCCUUCAUCAUUUCAUCAACAACAAAAAUUAUUUCUUUCGAAACAUCAUCAUCAACAUAAUAAUAUACAACCUAUUUAUACUAAUCAAAAUUAUCAUACAAUACAACAACAACAACAAAAAACAAAACGAAAUUCAAAUAUUAAUAUUCCACUUCAUCAUCCAAUAAUAACUGAUAAACAAUUAAAACAUUCAUUACAAAUAAAAUCUGUAUCAAAUCAAUUAUAUAAUGAAAUUCAACAAACAAUAUUAAAUGAUAAUCAAUCAUUAGAUAAUAUUUAUAAAGAUAAAGAUUUAUGUGAAUAUCCUACAGAUUUUCAUAAAAUAUUACAAGAUCAAAUUUUUGCAUGGUAUCCAACAGAAAAUUAUAAUGAAGAUGAUUUAAUACCACAAACACAUUCAAUAUUAGAAAAUGAACAAUCAGAUAAACAAGAUGAUAUAACUAAUUUAGAUGAAGAAGAAUUUUGUCAACAUGAUACAUUUGAAGAUUUUUUUCUUCGACGUCGUCCAAAAUCAUCAUGUUCAACAUUAGCAACAGCUACUAAAACUAUUAUAUCUGAUACAAUUUCUCAUGAUAUAUCUUCUAAACCUUCAUUAUUAAAUCGACGUUUUCCUAGUAUUGCUUUAGGUUUAGAUAAAACAGAUGUUAAAUUUAUUCAUGAUAUAAUUGAACGUUCACAUGGUGAUAAUCGUGUAUCAAAUCGUAUAACAGCACUUCGAGAAGCAUAUAUUCGAGCAAUAAAUAAAAAACUUAAUUUAAUUAAAACAAAAAAUAAUUCUUUAAUAGAUGAAAAUAAAAAAAAACAACAUAUUAAAACAAUAAAACAUUCAUAUGUUACUUCAAAAAUUCGUAAUGAACUUGAAAAAUAUGAUGAAUUACCUAUUCAUCAAAGAAUUACGUUUUCUGAUGAUGAUGAUGAUACAUAUUCAAUAAAUUAUCAAUAUCAAAAACAUCAUUGUACAAUACCUAUUAUUGUUUCAACAACACAUCGUAUAUUAAAUUUUGUUUCAUCAUUAAAACAACAAUUACAAGAAUAUAUUCAUCAUCUUCGUUCAAGAAUUCUUAUUGAAACUACGGCAAAAUCACCAAAUCAUGGAUUACGACGUAGACGUAGAUUUCAUCAUGAUUUAUCAGGUCAAUCUCAUCGACAUGUAUCACGACAAAAACCAAUACAUAAUGUUGUUCGUCAUUCAAAAGAACAUUCUCAUGGUAUUCAUCGACGUCAACAAUUAUGUCGUACUCAUUCAAAUCGAUCUCAAUUACAACAUCAACUACCAUCUGAUGAACAACAUUCAUCACAUAGACGACGAACAUUUCGAAUCAUUCCUGAUCAAUAA